AUGGCGUUCGCUUCCGCUGCUUCUGUCACCCUGGCGCCUGCCGCCGCGGUCGCGUGCGUUUCGGCCAAGAGCUCUUCGCGAGCAGCCCCCAGCACUGCCUCCCUAGCCGUUCCGCUUUCCACGUCCUUCCGCGGGAUCCAGGUCGCUUCGGCGAAGAAUUCCGCUCGGGUUUCCCUUCAGCCGCUUCGCAGCAGCGUUCGAGCGAACGUGGUGACGGAGCCGGCCACCAAGAUCAACUUCCCAGUCACUCUAGCGGCGCCUGGUGGCUCCAAGGACCUCUCGCUGCUGGGAACCGGGGUGCGGGAGAAGAAGCUUGGGCCGCUGGCAGUGAAGGUGUAUGGAGUGGGCGUGUACGCUGAACCAAAGCUGCUGGAUGUGCUGGCGGGGUGGAAGGGCAAGCCUGCAGACAAAGCAUUCUUCGAUGCCAUCACCUCCACGCCGAGUGAGAAGGCCAUCGUGAUUGUGUUGGCCCGCAACGUGGGGUCCGACCAGUUUUGGAACGCACUCACAGAGGAGCUCGCCCCGCGCCUCACAGCGGCUGGAGAGGGCCUGGGUGACUUGGAGGCGUUCGGACAGCUGUUCAAGGACAGGUCGCUUAAGAAGAACACUGGGGUGUACAUUACCUGGCGCCAGCCGUCUACACUUCAGGUGGCAUUUUCUGAUGAUGUGACUGCUGGAGGAGCUCCCUCUGCAGCCUCUGCCACUUUUGAGUCGCCUGGGCUUCUUGCUGCCCUCUUUGACAUCUAUCUGGGCGCGGAGCCUGUGUCACCGUCUUUGCCAGGAGAACGAGAUCCCUUUCUCAAACCAGGCGGAACGAAUCCUUUCGGCAGGCGUAAAGAGGUCGCGAAGGACAUUAGUGACAGGCCCUCAGCUGCAGAAGCCAACCACUACCAGAGCCUAAGCAACAUGAAUCCCGAAUAUGAUUACUUGUUCAAGUUGUUGCUGAUUGGUGAUUCUGGUGUCGGAAAGUCUUGCCUCCUCCUACGAUUCGCGGACGACUCCUAUCUUGAAAGCUACAUCAGUACAAUCGGAGUGGACUUUAAAAUCCGUACUGUCGAGCUCGACGGCAAGACUAUCAAACUUCAAAUCUGGGACACUGCAGGCCAGGAGCGUUUCAGGACGAUCACAAGUAGUUACUACCGCGGUGCUCAUGGCAUCAUUGUUGUUUACGAUGUCACAGAUCAGGAAAGCUUCAACAACGUAAAGCAAUGGUUAAACGAGAUUGACCGUUACGCCAGCGAGAACGUUAACAAGCUCUUGGUAGGAAACAAGUGCGACUUGACAAGCAAAAGGGUUGUGGACUACCAGACUGCAAAGGCCUUUGCAGAUGAAAUUGGCAUCCCAUUCUUAGAAACAAGUGCGAAGAAUGCCACAAACGUUGAGCAGGCUUUCAUGACCAUGGCUGCUGAGAUCAAGAACAGGAUGGCGAGUCAGCCAGCCCUGGGGAACAAAGGUGGUGGUCAGACUGUGCGCCCUGGAGAAAGCAGGCCGUUGCAACAAAACAGCAAUUGUUGCUAG
Molecule: messenger RNA, 1518 nt
Organism: Closterium sp. Yama58-4
Lineage: Eukaryota; Viridiplantae; Streptophyta; Zygnematophyceae; Desmidiales; Closteriaceae
Source: the annotation of a GenBank genome assembly